AUGUCAGUUUCAAUUGACAGGACGGAACAAGGGUUUCGAUUGUGUCGUUAUGCUAACAAAUCUUGGGCCGGGGGCCCAAUCAUGAUUACCGAGAUGGUAACGGGUGACAACGAGAGCUCUUCCCUGGGGGGAUUUCAUUUGGGAGCUCAGGAUGAGAGACCACGUGCUCCGAGCGUCUCUUCACUGUCUUACAAACAGAAAAUAGACGCCCUAUUUGAUGACACACGAUCCAUAAACAGCAUACAAUACGCGGACGUAGCCAGGCGGGAUAGCAAGGUCAGCUUAACCCAGGAUAGCAGAACAACAAUAUUCGAAGAUGAGAAUAACUAUUGUCAGAAGAAAAUAAAAAAGAUCAACAACACUGUUCAGGAUCGAAUAGAAAGAAUGUUUGCUGAUAUGGCCGGUGAGUCAAGAUUAUCAGCGGAGAAUAUAGGCGUUCACGUGUUCAGCGUGCAGUAUUUGGGAUCAACGCCAUUACAGAGCAAAGUCACCAGCCUGUCUGGCUUACAGGGUCCACUCAGAGAUCUAUACUUCGCUUAUAAGAGGAAUACGAGACAGAAAAGCACUUUUACAGGUCGACUUGAAAUAUCUAAGAGCGGUCUCAAAGUCAGAUACAAGGGCGAAAAAGGUGAUCUGGAACAGCUGAAUCCAUUUCCUACAAUAGCCGUUUGGUCAGCUGUCAAGUUCAUUGUCCAGCCCGAUGAAAAGGACCAGAACGAUUUAAGUUACGCCUUUGUCCCAUUAAUAACUGAUCCAGAUAAUAUUGACCGUCACGCUCUGUUCAAACUAUUAGAUUCAUCCGAAAAGAAAUAUAUCCUCUCCCACAACGAAAAUUCUCAUUCACCUCUUUUCGCUGUUGUGAUGAGGAAGAUAGGCGUUGCGAAACAACUUGAGUGUCAUGGGUUUGUAUGUCAAACGACUGAGGACGCUAUAGUUAUAGCGGCGACGUUAUACAAAUCACUUAUGUCACAUAUGAGUCGGCAAGGUCAUUCCGAUACGAAGAAGCUGAAGAAUAGGAACGGGGUCACUUGUAUGAGUGUGACCAGCAGCAUACCGGCCAACGACAUACCCGUCAGGCCGCCGAGAAAGAAACGCAGCACGUCUUCACUCAGUGGAGACAGCGACCGAGCUGACGGGUUCUCAGCGAGCGAAUCCUUCACGGAAAAACCGAAAUUAGAAAGGACGAGAAAUGUUACAGAAAACUUACCUCAUCUAGCACCGUGUGUUCCACCGUUGGAAGCGAAACGAAUCACUGUUGAAGAAGUGAAAGCUAAAUUAGAUUUAAUAAAGCAUAAUGAUACGAGCGGCAGUGAAACUCAUGAAUCUAAGAAGUCUACGAAAGAUUCGCUCAAUAUGAUGCCAAUGAUGCCGCAAAAUACACACAGCAGCAGUGAAUCGUCGGUUAAAACUAAGAUAUCUGAAAAGAUUGAACUGUUCCGAGAGUUGGAGAGAAGGAAAAGUAUACAGAGACCACCGACUCUACCGCCGCCGAUACCUUCUAAGCCGCAUCCACACACGUCAGAUCCACAUCCCAAAGAGCCUUUAAGAAGAAGUCAAAGUGGUCGGAAAUCGCUCAGCGAAUCCGGGGAUAUAUUGACUAAAGUCGCCAUACCACGUUCCGGCAGCUUUUUAAACGCCGGCGGACUGACGAGAUAUAAAUCAAUCGGACAGAGAAACAACGGGAAAAAGGGCGGCGGAUCACCUUUGGGUUUUAACGAAUUAUUCAACGAAUUCAAAGUUCAAGAGAAUUUACAUUCUAUGGAUGAAAUUUUAAAUGUCAUAAUAGAUCCGGACGGGAUGUCUUUUAACGAUCUGAAACCGAUCUAUAAAGAAUUUCUUCUGAAAUUAGCAGUUACACUGACUAAGGACGAAAUCUUCCAACACAGUAAGACCAUCAUGAAGAAACAGAAGAAAAAGAUACUCCGAAGAAACAGUUCGUUCCAGAGUAAAGGAAAAAAGAUAUUCAAAAGCGCCAGAGGUCUGCGAAUGGUGUUCAGAUUACCAUUCGGCAAAGAGUUCAGGAAGAAAGACAGGAAAAAGCAAAACGGCUCCGACGUACAUAUACAAAGCAACAAAGAACCGGUUUCAGAGAGUUCGGUAUCAACGACGAGUUACGACAUGCGGCAGUUCAGGCCGAAGGAGCCGGAGUUUCCCGCACCGAAACGACAGACGAUGAGGAAGAGGAACUCUAAACGUUCGGAUAAAUCCGUCCACGUGUCCAAAAGGAACGGGAAGACCAGAGGAGAGAGGACUUCCACAUCGGAAGACUCGGAUUUUCUCACGCUCAGCAACAGACUCGGCUGUCAGAACAGGAACAGUUCCAGCGGCUAUGUUUCAUGUUCUGAGUGCGAAUCAGAGAGUUGUAUCGAUAGAUGCUACUGCUCGCUGAAGGACUGUAAACCUAAAUGUUACUGCUCGGUCGACAACGGGAAGGAUUCCGCCAAGGCCAAGUUGCUGGGGAAGAACUGCAAGGAAUGUUCCAAAGAAAUGUAUUCAGGAGACUUCAGUUACUGUUCCUGUGACUCCGAGAGUUGUGCUGACAGUAACAAGUGUUACUGCACAGGUCCCAGAAAAACUGUGCAAGCCGCACAGAGUUCGGAAUAUCUCAAACCGAAGUCUUAUGAUAAGAUGAAGAGGGGCUACGAAGAUUACGAAGGAAGAAGUAGAAGCAGGUCCGGUGCGUCUUAUCGUCGUAGACGCGCCCGCAGCUCGGACAGCGUCGCGUUGGACUAUGAGCUGUUGUUACAGAAUAAAAGGGACGCUCGGGCGAGGAACAUGCACCGACUGACAGUCCGUAGUACAGGCGCCGGUUCUCAGGAUGCUUUGAGCGUCAAGAAGUCGGCGGAGAUGGCGGCUUUAUUCGCGGACGUGAGGCUCUCUCAGCGGACGGAUGUGCGCUCCUUAGCCGGGGGGCGAAGGCCUAAGCCGCCACCUCUGUCCCCCCACGUACCGUUAGCCAAAAUGUUCGACCAUCGCCCUUUAAGCAGGAACGCCAGUUUGGAAGACACAUUGGGCUACUUCCCAUAG
Messenger RNA from Danaus chrysippus (African queen), 3027 nucleotides. Lineage: Eukaryota; Metazoa; Arthropoda; Insecta; Lepidoptera; Nymphalidae. The record is from the annotation of a GenBank genome assembly.